Neurospora tetrasperma FGSC 2508 is the source of this 1862-nucleotide messenger RNA. RefSeq lists its product as uncharacterized. NCBI's taxonomy places the organism in Eukaryota, Fungi, Ascomycota, Sordariomycetes, Sordariales, Sordariaceae. Gene Ontology annotation, biological process: cellular response to glucose starvation; protein catabolic process in the vacuole. The record is from RefSeq and is a predicted model, not a curated record. The coding region runs from base 1 to 1737 and encodes 578 amino acids. The transcript has 2 exons.
AUGGCCGUCGUCAUCACGUCUGACGACGAUACGUUUUUCGGGUCGCCCUUGCGUCGAUCUCAGUCGCAGCCCAAGUUCAACACCAAACGCUCGGGUUUCCAUACAUCGGCAUCAACCUCCAGGCUCAGCGACAUCUAUCACCACUCGUCAAAGGCCUUCGAUCACUCGGCCCCGUCCUCGGCGCCUUCUUCCCCUCGGGGCAUUCACCUUGAGUCGUCCGAGCUGUCGGAUUCCUCUACGCCUGUCACGAACCCUUCUCUUACUUCGGACAGCGACGAUGAAGAUGUUCUAGAAGCCGCGAUUUCGAGGCGAGGCUUUGGGGGCCGCCUGUCGCGUUAUGAGGAGGAUGUGGGUUAUUUCAACCAUGUGGAGCAUUCGGGACCCCCACCCAGUCCGCGAACGGAUCAGUCAUACACUUCCUCGCCGUCUGGAAAUGAUACGUCCACUCCCACCUCCCGACCCGAGUCUCCGGAGCUUGUUUACGAUAGGGCUGAGGACGAUAUAGCGAUCAAGAUACAGCCUUCUAGACAUGUGGACUACCUCUCGCACAAUUGGCGCGAGGAGGACAUCUGGUCAUCUUGGAAGCAUAUUGUUGCCAGAAGGGGAGAUUAUGCCAACUCGGCUCGGCUAGAGAAUGCCUCUUGGAGGACAUGGAUGAAGUCUAAGAACAACCUCGGCACAGUUUCUCCGGAGACGUUGAACUGGUUGAAAGAUUGCGAUGUCACAUGGCUAUACGGACCCUUGCAGACUGGCCCUUCGAUACACUCCAAUACCUCGAGUAACGACAGAACAAGGAUGUCCAAGACCAACUCGUUCGCGAAAAAGCCCAUUCUCAAGAAGAGGAGUAUGUCGGAGCUCAUGCUUCAGAGAUCUCUGUCCGCGUCCUCGCUCGUCAAACAGGCGGCGGCAGCUGUACAAGCACAACAGAAAGGAUGCCUGAAGAAGACUAGUCGACGACCGGGUCUAGACCGAGCCAACACUGAUUUUGUUACCUUCCCAUUCUCGUCUCGCGGUCUCAGUAAUGACAAUAGUUUGUUUGCGACAGCCGUGUCUUCCGGUCUCGUGUCUCCGAGUGGUGAACGGAAGCAUAUUCACUUCAACGAGCAGGUAGCACAGUGCAUUGCUGUGGAAAUCAAAGGAGACGACGAUGAAGACGACGUCGAGCCCGAAAUCAACUACAACAGCGAUUCGGAUGACGACGCAAUCAUGAUGAAGCGGACCAAGGGGAAGAAGCUGAGACCUAUAUUAAAAAGGUCAAAAAGUCACAGCCACAGCGGUGGAGAGAGCAGGACGAUUGCCAUGCUGCCCUCCACCACGCUCAAGUAUCGGGAGGACACCCCCGAACCAGCGGAAUCGGCCAUGAAGCACAGCACUGGUGUGUUUAGGGGAACAGUACUGUCCCCUUCUUCGUCUCAGGAGACGUUACGUCCGGCCAAGAAGUCCGGCAGAUUCUUCGUUGACAGCGAUGACGAGGACGAUGAAGACGACGAACCGACGUCAAAUUGGUCCUCUGCGAAAUCCACGGAAGGCUCGCUCGGCGGGCUCCGUCGUUCAACUUCGUCUGCCAGUCUUUUGAAAGAACCAGCUGGCAUGAGGAGAACCGAGUCGGGCAUGUUCAUGCCAUACGAACAAGGCGAAGACUCCAACAGUGAAGGCCUUUUAGGCCGGGUCAUUGAUACGGUAAAUACGGCCCGGGACAUAGUCCACGUUAUCUGGAACGUUGGGUGGAAGAGAUAAUCUACCACUUGGCUAGACAACUCUUAUUAACCAAUCAUUUUUCAGAAGGAGGCCACGGCGAACAACUUGAACACACAACGAUUUCGACUCGGCUGAAGUUUUUUCAACUUGAAGAACAAUCACAC